This is a messenger RNA of Brassica napus (rape), 1630 nucleotides long. Its product is annotated as vesicle transport protein SFT2B-like. NCBI's taxonomy places the organism in Eukaryota, Viridiplantae, Streptophyta, Magnoliopsida, Brassicales, Brassicaceae. Gene Ontology annotation, biological process: vesicle-mediated transport. Gene Ontology annotation, cellular component: membrane. The transcript is spliced from 6 exons. The record is from RefSeq and is a predicted model, not a curated record. Bases 379 to 906 code for a protein of 175 amino acids.
UUUAAAUAUGUCAAAUCAAGUAAUAAAUAUUAGGAUAAAAAUCCAUAAAUUUCUCUAAUUUUAUAUUUUUAUAUGCCUAUUUUUUAAUAAUUCAUAAAAAUUAUUUUAUAAUUAAAUUUAAAAACUAAAAUAUAUAAUAAAUAUAAAAAAAAAAUAUAGAUAAACAAAGAGAAAAUACAGCCUUAAUGGGCCCAAGAGUUAGCCCAUUUAUAUUUUGAAAUAGAAAACCCAAUAAUAAAGCCUUUCUUUCUUUUUGACUACAAUGGAGGAGGACGAAGAAAAGCUUCAUUUCUUACACUUGAACGCAUGGCGUAAUUGUGCAGUGAGAUCUGAUCAGUUCCUAAUACCUCAACUAGCAACGAAGAGGUUAGGCUAAUCAUGGAUAAGAUGAAUCAUGCGUUUGAGAAGAUGAAGAUGAUGGUGGGUAUGGAGGUUGAAGAGGAGCAACGAGCUGCGGAGGAGGAAAGCUCGCUCUCUUUCAUGGAUGAUCUUAAUCGCGAUUGCGCUUUAACCACCAAACAGAGAUUCUAUGGCUUUGCUAUUUGCUUGUCAGCAGGAUUGACCUGUACACUUUUGUCAAUGCUCGUUUUCUUCAAUCCGGUCAAGUUUGGCAUCACAUUCACUCUUGGAAAUUUGAUGGCACUUGGGAGCACAGCAUUCCUAAUAGGCCCACAGAGGCAGGUGACGAUGAUGCUUGACCCAGCUCGUAUCUACGCUACUGCUUUGUAUCUAGCCAGCAUUAUCAUUGCCUUGUUCUGCGCUCUCUAUGUUCGUAACAAGCUGCUCACCCUGCUGGCUAUCAUUCUUGAGUUCUCUGGUCUUAUUUGGUACAGCUUGAGCUACAUCCCUUUUGCAAGAACCAUGGUCUCAAAGGUCUUCAUGACUUGUUUCGACACCGAGUUUUAAGCAGCCCUAUACACGUCGCCUCGAAAGAUUUUCAUCCCAAAACCACUGUGCUCUGAUGAAUGAUUGGUUUAUGUUCAAAGCUGGACCUGUUUGAAGGAAGUUGAAAGCGCUAAUAGUCCAUGCUCGAAGGCUUAUCUUUGGAGCACGCUUUGGUUUAUGUUUGCUUCUCAACAUGAAGUUCCUGUCUUCACAAUUCCUAGCACAGUUUUGUACGUACUUUUUCAGACUAUUUGGUUCCUGAUUGCUGGAACAUUCUGAAACUUUAAGUACACCACUAUUUAGUUUUGAAUGAAGUAGAAAUCAAUCCAUAGCCUUCAUGGAAAGAACGAAACCAGAUAGUACAAUACAACCUUAUCAAGUGCUAGGAGAUAGGACAUAAAGAGAAGAUUCAACAGAGAGAAAACAAAGAGAUGCAGAAGAACAAAGCUGACUGGAAAAGUGAAGAAGCUCUCUAGAAGACAACAGUGUCAAGCAUGGUGCCUAGUGUCUGAACAAUGUUGGAAGACAUCAAGUUGGAAACAUGUUCUUCCAGAUGCUUCUUUGCGUCUUGUCUUCCCACAUUCACGAUCGCCAGUUUCUCUGGUGACAACUCGUCCUCUUCUUGUACCGCCUUGUUAUAUUUAGCAGCCAAGCUCAACAUUUCCUGUUUAACACCAGUGUCAAUGGACAUUAUGCGACAUGUUUGAACAAGUAUAAAGAUUGCAAUCUACUCUGUUUUAUCUUA